AUGGGCAAGCGAAAGCGCACGCAGGAUCCCUCAAAGCCGUCCACGGCACCUGUGUCUUUACUACCACAAAAAAAACACUACCGUCAACGAGCUCACGCGAACCCGUUUUCCGACCACGCGCUUGACUAUCCUCCGGCGCCUCAAGACGUCGACUGGGCAUCACAUUAUCCCGCCUUCGCCGGCUCUGGCAAGACUCCUGCAUUUGCCGAUGUCGGAUGCGGCUUUGGUGGUCUUCUUGUAGCGCUCGCUCCCCAGUUCCCGGAUGAGCUCAUACUGGGUUUGGAGAUCCGUGUGCAGGUCUCGCAAUAUGUUCAAGAUCGCAUAGCCGCUCUGCGAACUCUCCAUGCCGAUCCUACAACUACACCGCCGGAGGCCGCUUCCACCACUGAAACAGCACAAAAGCCCGCAACUCUCGCACCAGGCGGGUACCGCAACAUCAGCGUCGUGCGGGCCAACGCCAUGAAGUUCUUGCCGAACUACUUCCCCCGCGCUUCCCUUCGUGGCGUAUUCUUCCUCUUCCCCGAUCCGCACUUCAAGCAACGCAAACACAAAGCACGCAUUAUCUCCCCAACACUGCUCGCCGAAUACGCAUAUGUUCUACGACCUGGAGGUGUCCUGUACACCAUCACGGACGUGAAGGACUUGGCGGACUGGAUGCGGGGACAUCUAACUGCCCAUCCACUGUUCGAGUAUGUGGAAGAGGAGAAGCUAAGGGAGGACGGGCACGGGCCUGUGUUGGAUGCUGUAAGAGAGGCGACGGAGGAGGGCAAAAAAGUUGCCAGGAAUGGAGGCGACAAGUGGUUGGCUUGUUUCCGACGCAUCGAGGUUCCGCGCAUUGAGCCUCCACCCACUCCUCAACCGGCAUGA
Molecule: messenger RNA, 867 nt
Organism: Peniophora sp. CBMAI 1063
Lineage: Eukaryota; Fungi; Basidiomycota; Agaricomycetes; Russulales; Peniophoraceae
Source: the annotation of a GenBank genome assembly